CAUCAAAUGAAGCUCUGUGUUUUUACUCUCCUCAGCUGGAUGCAAUUGAUCCAAGCCUAUUGUAUCUAUAAUAAGCACACGGAUGGAGCCGUUGUGCAGAUCCGUCAAAAGGGCAACACUGCCGCAUCUAUCACCAAACGCUUCAGAAAAAAUAUCAGCGCAGGUGAAAAAGAAUGUUGCUCUUGGCAAACGCUGGAUUGCUGUGCUUCAGAACAACCGUUUGAUCCUGUGGUUUUUGAAGUCGUGCAAUGCUUUCCUGGCUGGACUAGUCCUCAAUAUGAAGUUACAGGUGUCGUAGGCGGGUCCCUUGUCUUCCACGGAAACGAGCGAGAUAAUUGGAUUGAUGGCUAUGAUAAUGAAAACAAUCACUUUGUCCCAAAGCUUGAAUUUGCGAAAAGUAGAGAUUUCAGUGGAAAUGGAAAUUGAAAAAUAUGUAUUCGCCGCAGUCUCUGGUCACCAACACGACUACAACAACAUCGCAC
Messenger RNA from Radiomyces spectabilis, 482 nucleotides. RefSeq lists its product as uncharacterized. The record is from RefSeq and is a predicted model, not a curated record. The coding region runs from base 7 to 426 and encodes 139 amino acids. The transcript has 3 exons. NCBI's taxonomy places the organism in Eukaryota, Fungi, Mucoromycota, Mucoromycetes, Mucorales, Radiomycetaceae.